UUCAAUCGCAGUCCGCUUCCCUUCCUGCGCUUUCGACCGGGGAGGUCUGCUGGCUGCAGAAGAACACCCCCCCUCCCUCCCUCCCGAAUCCCGGGCCCUACCGUCGGCGUCUGGUAAAACCGGGCUCCCGUGGCGCCGCUUUUCCCGCACGACCGGUCGCACAUGACGCGGGCUCUGCCGAUGGUGGUGCACGGCGCCGAGGGCUCCCCGUCGGUGCGACAUCUACGCGCAGAGGUAGCAUCGCGGGCUAACGUUAGCUAACAACAUCGAUCUCUCCGCCACUCCACCGCCCCCCUCUCCCUCUCUCCCUCCGGGCGACCCCCGCUACCGAUCCGUCACAUCAACAGUUGAUUGAUAGCUAACACUGGACCCCCGAACGAACGCUCGCCCCCUUCUUCCGCUCGUCCAUCGGCCGGAGCAGGAAGCCCCUCCGCUCCCUCGCGCACAGUUCGCAUUCGGGGCCCGUGCGGAGGAGCUCCGGACUUUUAACCCGUGCUAUUUCAAUCAGCCCCUUUUUCCUCCUUCUCUGUGGCCUUGUUGUGGGGUCCGUAUCUAGUCUACCUCAGCCCCCCAGUACCUCCCCCGUCCCCCCGGUGUCUACAUCCACCCCGUCGCUGGAGCCCGGCGCCGGCUCUGCUGCUACUGACAAUCCGACCCAGAGGCGCUGCUCGGCGGACACCUCCUGCGGCCGAACCCGGCUGGAUCUCUGGUUCUCUUCUUUUCUGCAGAGGGAGGGGGGCAGCUGUCUUGGUUCGUCCCACCUCACACCCACUUAAAUAGCACACAGCACAAAUCCCGUAGCCGCCCUUCACCUCCACCACCACCCCUUCCAGGUGUGCCCGUCCUCCCCGGCACUCACAGCCCCCUGCCCGCCCCGCUGCUGCCCGAGGCUCGGGUCUCGCCAUGCCGGGUCCGGUGGCCGGUAGCAAGUCCCGUGUGUACGCAGAUGUCAACACGCUGAAGAGCCGGGAGUACUGGGACUACGAGGCCCACGUCCCCAACUGGAACAACCAAGAGGAUUAUCAGCUGGUUCGGAAGCUGGGCAGAGGGAAGUACAGCGAAGUGUUCGAGGCCAUAAACAUCACCAACAAUGAGAAGGUGGUGGUCAAGAUCCUGAAGCCGGUCAAGAAGAAGAAGAUCAAACGAGAGAUCAAGAUCCUAGAGAACCUGCGAGGAGGGACCAACAUCAUCCGCCUGGUGGACACCGUCAAAGACCCAGUGUCCAGAACUCCAGCGCUCGUCUUUGAAUGCAUCAAUAACACAGACUUUAAGGAGCUGUACCAGAAGUUGACAGAUUAUGAUAUCCGUUUCUACAUGUAUGAACUACUGAAGGCUCUGGACUACUGUCACAGCAUGGGAAUCAUGCACCGUGACGUCAAACCCCACAAUGUGAUGAUCGACCACCAGUUGAGAAAGCUACGCCUUAUAGACUGGGGUUUGGCGGAGUUCUAUCACCCAUCCCAAGAAUAUAACGUCAGGGUGGCCUCCAGAUAUUUCAAAGGCCCUGAACUGUUGGUGGACUACCAGAUGUAUGACUACAGUCUAGACAUGUGGAGCCUGGGCUGUAUGUUGGCCAGUAUGAUCUUUCAGAAAGAGCCCUUCUUCCACGGACAAGACAACUAUGACCAGCUGGUGCGAAUCGCCAAGGUCCUGGGGACAGACGAGCUGUUCGGCUACCUGCGGAAAUACCACAUCGAACUGGACCCGCGCUUCAAAGACCUCCUGGGACAACAGAGCAGGAAGCGCUGGGAACAGUUUGUGCAGACGGAGAACCAGCACUUGGUAAGUCCUGAAGCCUUGGACCUGCUGGACAAGCUGCUACGUUACGACCACCAACAGAGACUGACGGCCACGGAGGCCAUGGAGCACCCCUACUUCUACCCAGUAGUAAAGGAGCAGUCUCUGUCCAACUCUGACAACAACAUGGUUUCCAGUGGCAACACUACAGCACGAUGAAACACAGAAGUGGACGAGAAGUUUGUUUGUUACCUCAACUUUGUACCCGGUUGUGACAGUAACUUUGACAAGUGUACAGUGACAAUGGAACAAAGUAACUCUGACCAGUUACACACUCACAGAUAUGUGCAAACGGACACACACACACACACACACACACACACACACACACACACGUAUACAUACACCCUCCUCCUCUGUAUCAGUCUGUGAUUGGCCUGUCCUGGUUCCCUGUCCAGCAGCCUGACCAAUGAGCUUGAAGCUGCUCCCCCCCCCCCCGACCCCAGACUCGUCUUUUUCCUCCAGCUCAGUCUCAUGUAGGUCAACAAGGACAAACGACAAUUCAGCCC
Sphaeramia orbicularis (orbiculate cardinalfish) is the source of this 2306-nucleotide messenger RNA. It is a transcript of the gene csnk2a2b, whose product is annotated as casein kinase 2, alpha prime polypeptide b. The transcript is spliced from 12 exons. The coding region runs from base 904 to 1956 and encodes 350 amino acids. NCBI's taxonomy places the organism in Eukaryota, Metazoa, Chordata, Actinopteri, Kurtiformes, Apogonidae. Gene Ontology annotation, biological process: peptidyl-serine phosphorylation; peptidyl-threonine phosphorylation; regulation of chromosome separation. Gene Ontology annotation, molecular function: ATP binding; protein serine/threonine kinase activity. The record is from RefSeq and is a predicted model, not a curated record. Gene Ontology annotation, cellular component: cytosol; protein kinase CK2 complex; nucleus.